AUGGGACAAAGCUUUGUGACCGCCAUUGACCUCCCAUCAGGAAUCAGUCGGCCGCAAGGUCUGAAGUUUGCGUCCAUUUGUGGAGUGAAUGGCAAGGCAGUGGCGGCACCUCGCAAUGCUGAGAAGAUUUUGGUGGUGGACCCUGCUACUGGGCAGGCUUCCUCAAUCGACCUCCCAUCAGGAAUCAAUCCGGAGCAAGGUUGGAAAUUUGAGUCCAUUUGUGCAGUGAAUGGCAGAGCAGUGGCGGCACCUCGCAAUGCUGAGAAGGUUUUGGUGGUGGACCCUGCUACCGGGCAGGCUUCCUCCAUCGACCUCCCAUCAGGAAUCAAUCCGGAGCAAGGUUGGAAAUUGGAGUCCAUUUGUGCAGUAAAUGGCAGAGCAGUGGCGGCACCUCGCAAUGCUGAGAAGGUUUUGGUCGCAGAACUUCCUCGGUCCUCCACCUUGGAUGUUCAGCUGGAGGCCAGCUGUGUCCACCACGCCCCUGAGUUUCCUGAAUUUGUGGCGGCUGUGCUUAGCAAAUGGAUCUAUUCCGAUGAUUUGGAGCCGCCUUGCACCAUCCCUAACACAAGCCUCGCAGUUCACCAAGUGAUUCAGCCUGGAGAUUUGGGUGCAGCUUUGAAGAUGGCAACUGUCACUGCGACUUUGCCAACUGAAAGGGUGCUAUUCGUGAUAUUCAAGGGCACUUCGUACAUCUUGGACUUUCUCAACUGGAACCUUGAACUUGAUCACUCGAUCACCGGAGACAAGGACUUUUUCGCCCAUAGUGGUGCGGCAGGCACACUGCGGAAAGCUCAUUUUUGGAAGAGCAGUGCAUUCGCAGAAAGGUUGAGAUCUGCAAGAGCCAAUGGCGUGCGGAAGGUGGUGUUUACUGGUCAUUCGCUGGGUGGGAUGUAUGCCCAGAUGUCGCUGUAUUUGGCUUGGAAGAGUCUCAAAGGCCCUCCAUCGGACGAAAGGGAGGUUCUGGAAUCCUUCGACCUGAGAUGCUGCGUCUUCGGCUCGCCGAUGGUUUUUGGUGGUUCCUCGCAGCAGGCCAAAGAGUUUCGCACCUUUGUCGGGCAGUGUGCCUGCAACUACAUCCAUGCCGAUGAUCCAUGUGCCCGCGCCUGGAGUGCCAUCAACCUCCAACAAUUUGUGCGGCAAGCCUCACUAGCGGCACGGAAGGGAUUGACAAAUGAGCUGGGAAGUGUCAAGGGGUCCGUGGUUUCUAGGGUCGUGGAGGGGAUGGUAAGCAGGGUGAUGAACCGACCUGACUUCUAUGUCAUCGAAGACUUCGCACGAAAAUACGAGCACUUUGUACCGUUGAAGGUGUUGAGCAGAAAGUUGCAGUUUGCUCGCUGGAAGGAAUUCAAUCUGAAUUCAGAAUGUUUCAAGGACCACUACAUGGAGAACUAUGUCGACAAACUUUUUGAUGCAUUAGAUGACAGUCGACCGGAAUGCUACAUUCAUAGCAUCAUGCCUUGA
This is a messenger RNA of Durusdinium trenchii, 1461 nucleotides long. Lineage: Eukaryota; Dinophyceae; Suessiales; Symbiodiniaceae. The record is from the annotation of a GenBank genome assembly.